AUGGCUAUCCAACAAGUCUGGUUCAUCACAGCUGCCUCCUCUGGCUUUGGCAAGGCAAUUGCCCUCUCAGCCCUUCGCCGCGGCCACGCCGUCAUCGCCACCGCUCGCCGCACAUCCAGCAUCCAAGAUCUCGCCGAUGCAGGCGCUCAAACUCUGGCCUUUGACGUGACUUCUCCGCUGUCUACUAUCGAGGAGGUGGCCAAGCAAGUCUUUGCCGACCACGGCCGCGUCGACUAUCUCAUCAAUGCCGCCGGCUUCAUCCUCGAGGGCUCCAUCGAGGAGGCCAGCCCCGAGGAGGUCUAUGAUAGCUUCAACACCAAUGUUUUUGGAACCAUGAACACGAUCCGCGCCUUCUUGCCGCACAUGCGCGCGCAGCCCCUGGCGGACAAUGGCGUCCGCGGUGUUGUCGCUACUUUUGGCAGCUUGGGCAGUUGGCACGGUGUUGCGAGUGCCGGAGUCUACGCCAUGACCAAGUGGUGCUGCUCUGCGCUGGCCGAGUCAUUGGCUCCCGAGCUUGAGCCCUUCAAGAUCAAGGCGACUGUUAUUGAGCCCGGAUACUUCCGCACUGGAUUCCUGAACCCCGGCACCAGGGUCUCGACUAAGGCCCGUAUCGCUGCUUAUGAGGACGAGAACACGCCCACGGGCAAGGUGCGCAGGGCUCUUGUGAACACGGAUGGCAACCAGCUUGGCGAUGUGACCAAGGGCGCCGAGGUGAUUGUUGAUAUGCUGUCGGGCACUGGUGUUGCGAGCGGCAAGGAGCUGCCCGUCAGGGUGAUGCUGGGGAGCGACACCGAGAAGGUUGUCCUGGACAAGUUUGCAGACACCACCAAGAUCCUCGACGAGUGGCGCGAGGUUGUGAGGAGCACUGACCACCCUCAAAACUAA
This is a messenger RNA of Trichoderma virens Gv29-8, 885 nucleotides long. RefSeq lists its product as uncharacterized. Lineage: Eukaryota; Fungi; Ascomycota; Sordariomycetes; Hypocreales; Hypocreaceae. The record is from RefSeq and is a predicted model, not a curated record. The transcript has a single exon. The coding region runs from base 1 to 885 and encodes 294 amino acids.